Messenger RNA from Zygotorulaspora mrakii, 696 nucleotides. RefSeq names its product thioredoxin peroxidase DOT5 (gene DOT5). The coding region runs from base 1 to 696 and encodes 231 amino acids. The record is from RefSeq and is a predicted model, not a curated record. Gene Ontology annotation, biological process: cell redox homeostasis; cellular response to oxidative stress. Gene Ontology annotation, cellular component: cytoplasm. Gene Ontology annotation, molecular function: thioredoxin peroxidase activity. Lineage: Eukaryota; Fungi; Ascomycota; Saccharomycetes; Saccharomycetales; Saccharomycetaceae. The transcript has a single exon.
AUGUCUGAACUUCGCCGCUCCGCAAGGGUUGCUUCCAAUAAAAGAGGUUCCCCUGCAGAUGAACCUGCUUCCCAUCAAACCAAGAAAUCGAAAACUACCAGUGUUGCUCCUGAUGGGGAAAAGAAGGUAGAUAAAAUUGCUGAAGCAAAAAUGGAGGAUGCUGAGCCUGAAACGAAAGAAGAGAACGCUGAGCCUAAAAUGAAACCAAGAAGCUCGCCUUCCGAGAGCAAAAGUAAGGAAUUGAUUGAAGGUGACGAGAUUCCUGAUCUGACUCUGCAAAAUCAGGAUGGUGGUGAGAUAUCUUUAAAAAAACUUGCCGAAGAGAACAGAAUUAUCAUCAUUUUUGCUUACCCAAAGGCAAGCACUCCCGGUUGUACACGACAAGCUUGCGGCUUUCGCGAUAACUACGAAGAUUUGAAGGAGCAUGCCGCAGUGUUUGGUUUGUCUACAGACAACCCAAAAUCUCAAAAAAACUUUCAAACUAAGCAAAAAUUACCAUUUGGGUUGCUGUGUGAUCCUAAAAGACUUUUAAUCGGCAGUCUUGGAGCAAAAAAGACCCCGCAAGCUGGUACAAUAAGGUCGCAUUGGAUUUUUGUAGACGGUAAGUUGAAAUCUAAGAACAUUAAAGUGUCUCCUGAGUUCAGUGUUGAAGAAGGUAAAAAACAGAUCCUUGAAUUAGCUAAGGAACUUGAGUAG